CCAUAAUAGAGUUUAGAACAAACAUAAUGAGGAAAAUACUCUUCAUCUUUGCAUCAUUACCAGUGUUAGCCUGGUCUCUGGUUGUGGAGGACGAUAUUCCACCAAUGUUACAGGAGUGUUACAAUGAACAGACAUAUUCCAACUCUUUGGACGUACAGACGAACUGCUUACAAAAAUACUUGUUCCAUUUAUUUGGAAAUUCCACACAACAAACAUUAUUGGACAAGAAUGCAUUAGACUGGAUAGACUCACUUGGUCGAAGUUUGCAUAACAGAUUAAAGAGACAAGCAAGUUAUAAUAGAUAUAAUACAUAUAAUAGAUAUAAUAGAUAUAACAGAUAUCAAAGGCCAAUCCCUUCAGUGGAUAGAAGACGAGUGAGAAAAGAAAUAAGGACAUUGACAGACCAGGAGAGGCAGGUCUUCUUUGAUGCUAUAAAUGCACUGAAGAAUGAUAGGUCAGCGAGCCCAAAUCAAUAUGAUGUCCUUGCCUUAAUGCACCAAACUGGAGCUCUAGCCUCUGCUCAUAGAGGUCCAAACUUUCCUAGCUGGCACAGAUACUAUCUCCUAAUUUUCGAAGAAGCCUGUAUCAGAAAGAGAAGUAGGUUUGUUCUACCAUACUGGGAUUCUUCUAUAGAUUAUAGAAUGAGUGAUCCAUCUGAAUCAGUUCUGUGGACAGAAAUAUUUCUUGGAAAUGGGAGAGGUGUAGUAUAUACUGGCCCAUUUGCAAUGUGGAAAACACCUGCAAAUAAUACAUAUUUAAGGCGAGAUAUUCCAGGCGCAAACAGUUCUUUAGUUAAUCCAGAUACGAUAGUUAACGUUUUUAGGAAACGUUAUAACAGAGAAAUAUUAACACCAACAGCGGCAACAGACGAGGACAAUUUAGAAAAUCAUCAUGACGGUGUUCAUCGAUGGGUUGGAGGUCAAGAUGGUCAUAUGGGCGGUUUAGAGACUAGUCCACAAGAUCCUGUAUUCUUUUUGCACCACUGUUAUAUAGAUUACAUCUGGGAAGUAUUUAGAGAAAGACAACAGAGACUGGGAAUAAACACAGAAGAGGACUAUCCAGAAACAACUAAUGAAAAUCACCACCCGAAUAGAAUGAUGGAUAAUCUCUCUCCACCAAGGACCAAUAAAUGGGGUUAUAGUAAUCAAUUUACAGAACGUAACGGUAUCUAUCGUUACGCCCCAGCACCCACUUGUGCCAAUAGAUGCGGUGGAGCCUACAAUGGUUACCUGUUUUGUAACAGAAGAACUGGCCAUUGCGAACCUAGAACCAAAAGGCAAUUCAUAGAUAUGGGUGGUUUCAGAAAUAUAGAUAGUCCUUACAUUAAUGACCAACCGAUGGUUGCUUCUGCUGCAAAUACACAAGCGGCACAAGGGGGUAGAUUUAGGCCUAGCUCCGAGUCCAGAUUGAGUAGCUCAAAUCCCGCUCCGUCAAUUUUGAGACAUUUUGAGACACACAUUGUCGAUCCAAGGACAAGAACUACACGCAAAAAGCGAUCAAUUGCUACAUUUGAUACCGAUAAUGUAGCUAUACAGUCAUCUUACCACCCUAAUGUAUUAGCAACAAUACCAGUAAAAAUUAUCAACACACAUCAUUUAUCAGGUAACAACCAGAACUCAUUUGAAAAUGUUAAUUUUGUACAACAAAUAUCUACCUUUAAUGUUUCCUAUGAAACUGUUGGCUUUUCAUACAAUGGUAAUCAUACGGGUCAUAUUAUAAUUGAUGAAAAAACACAGACUGCAGAAUCUACUGUUAUGAUUGCAUUUAAAAAACCUAUGCUCGGUGUGACAACAGCUCACGUAAGAGUUUAUGAUUCUUACGGUGGAAUAUGCAAAUCAGAAUGCUUUGAACCUGGAUUUAAGUUUUAUAAGGAAUGUUCCGGAGUUCUAAAAAUAACAACAGAUCUACCUCUUAUGUUCAAUGACCUCAGUGGACAUAUACAAGAUUCUCAAAGACCAUACAUGAUUUUUAAAUGCUAUAAUUAAUUACAUAAAACAACUUUGGUUGUCCUGUGAUAAUUUGUGAAUUCCAGUAAAGCCGGCAAGGGGCUUUUCAUUUCAUAAGUAACGUAAUUGUAUAUGUAUUGUUACUAUGAAGAGAAAACAAAAGAAGUGUUGAGCAUUAGGUAGGUAAAAUCAUUUUUAAAGGAUUAAUUGCUAAAUUUGACAUGACUUUGUGAAUUGAAAUCCCCCCUCAAAUUAUCCAAUAUUUUCUUCAUUGCGAAAAAAUUGUUCCUGAUUUUUUCAAGAUUCCAGUUAAGAAAAAUUAUUUGAAUUUUUUUUUUUAAAGCUUGAUAUUUUAAUCAUGCUUUAUAAUUCAAUUUUGGAUGUAACACGUCUUCUGAUUGGCUGAAAGUGUUUUGUCUAUCAGCUCAUAGACAUAAUUUUGUCAUGUGACCGCGACGUCAUCAACGUUUUUAUCAUGAUUUACUCCUUUUUAGAAUUAAAUUAUAAGAAAUGACUUUAAUAUUUUUUUCUGUCUAUUCGAAAUAACAUAAAAAAUGUGGUGCACACUUUUAAAUAACCCGCUACGCGGGUUAUUCAGUGUGCACCAUAUGUUUUAUGUUAUUUCUUCAUAGACAGAAAAAAUAUUACAGUCAUUCCGUUAAAUAAAAUAAUUACGACCAUAUAUUGUAACGUUACGUUAAUCUUCAAUGUGUCCUUUUUUCAUUAUGACAUGUUACACACUGUUGAUCGUUAAGUUUUCGUCCUUUUUUGUUUGUUUGAUUGAUUGCUGUUGUUUUUGGUAUGUGUGUGUUUUAUAAUUUGGCUUUCAAAUUUUUGUUUUAUUGUAUGAAUGUUAAUGAAAGCUAAAUAUAUGUCUUAUUGGUAACCUUGUACAAUAUUAAUAUGUUACAUUUAUAAAAAAAACCUGUUUUAUAAAUAUGUUAAGAUAUACCUAUAGAUAUUUUUUUUUUAAUAAUCAUCUUAGUUUUAUAUUUUGUAUUAAAUAACAUUCUCCAUUUACAGAUUUCUUUGUUGAAUUAUAUGUCUUACUCAUAAUAAAAACUAAGUAA
Messenger RNA from Mytilus californianus (California mussel), 3016 nucleotides. RefSeq names its product tyrosinase-like protein 1. Lineage: Eukaryota; Metazoa; Mollusca; Bivalvia; Mytilida; Mytilidae. The record is from RefSeq and is a predicted model, not a curated record. Gene Ontology annotation, molecular function: oxidoreductase activity. Bases 27 to 1985 code for a protein of 652 amino acids. The transcript has 4 exons.